Molecule: messenger RNA, 2575 nt
Organism: Podarcis muralis (Common wall lizard)
Lineage: Eukaryota; Metazoa; Chordata; Lepidosauria; Squamata; Lacertidae
Source: RefSeq, a predicted model, not a curated record
CUCUCACGUGACGGGCCACCCUGGUUCCGCGCCGAUUGCAAGUUUUGGGAGGAAAGGAGGAUGGAGGGAGGAGGAGAGGAGGAGGAAGAGGGAGAGGAGGAGUGGCUGCUGGAGUCCUUGAGACUGUACAACGAUCUCCACCUGUUUGAGCUUCACGAUCCCACCAGAGUCAUUGAGUGGACGGGAGAAAAAAGUAUCUGUGUAGCGGGGUAUGAAAACGGAAGACGGAAUGAAAUCCUCCAGCUUCUCCUGCCUCAGAGGCUGUACGCAAAGGAGAACCAGGGCUUAUGUCCAGAAAGAGAUUUCAAGGUUGAACAUGGUGGAUUUUCCGAUCACCCGGUCUACAUGCUGAAGCACGUGCCAAAGACCAGGAGAGCUUUCCUCCAUCCGAUUUCUCCAGGUCAUAAGAUUCUCCAAUCCACAAUUACAUCUCCCUUUCUGCAGCCGUUAAAUCGGGAUUCCUUAAACACCCACCGCAAGAGCGAUGUUAUUAAGCCCCUCUACACUGUCCGUACCACGCAAGGAGAGAAGCACUGCUGGGCAAAGAUUGCAACCGCUUUCUCCAAAUCGGCGUGGGUCCUUCAUGGCCUGCGGGUCAGCGAUGUUCAGGUGACCGAGAUGGAAUCCAGGAGAACCGUCUUCGUGGCAGGCUCCACAAACACCGACAAGGUUGCCACCCUGGAGUUCCUGGACGAAGCCGCCAUCCUGGCCUGCGGCACGAAGGGUCAGCUGUUUCUGGCUGACACCAGGCAGCCGCAGGGUCUCCUGCGGGUCGCUGAGGAUGCCCAGGUCUCUGAGGCGCUGCCUGGGCAGAGCUGGUGUGCUGGAGUUUGCUGCGCCCCCCUGCCAUCCUCUGGGGACAGGCGGCUGGUGGCCCGCCUCUCCUCUGCCGGCCGUGUCAUGCUGACGGACCUCAGAAACCCCGUGAGACCUGUGAAGAUGGCUCGGUGCUGUGUGCCCACGGGUGGCCUCUGUGGGGCAGAGUUCCUCUCGGUCUCCUUUGCCCCUCUGCUUGGAGAACACCUGGCUGUCUCAGGCUUCGAUGGAACCGUGCGGGUCUACGACACACACAACUGGGGCCCGUCCGUGCAGGACGCCAAACCGGCCUUCGUCCACAAAGGGCACGUCUUCAGCGAGGUGGGCAAAGCUGGAGUCGCAGCCCCGGUCGUCACAGCCCACGCCUGGCACCCCUCCAAGCCCCGGACGUUGCUGUCGGCGGCGAGCGACGGGUCGCUGCACGUGUGGGACUGGUCUGAGCUCUGCGCGGCCAGCUAGCCCAGUUCUCUACACUGCACAUUGGAGAAACGAAGAGGUCCAGUCGCACACACACCCCCUGGAAGCAAUUGGAUAUCUUGCAAAGGAGGGUUUUUUUUUGGGGGGGGGUUGCAUCUUUGUGGAGCUCACCCUGCGCGGCAGUUCUUCCUACUGAUUUGUCUUUUGAGCAAAGUCCAAACCCAAUACCUUCAGUGCUCUGUGGCUACAAACCUCUGCCCAUUGUGUCACAUAGGAACACAGGACAGAGUGGUCAAAAUGAAGCAAAUGAGGCUGCUUACAAAACUGGGGGUCUUUUCAGUGUUGCCCUCCUGCCCAAAAGAGAACCUGAUGCCUACACAAUGACCUUUUAAGGUACCAGGUUUGUCCUUCUUUUUACAGUUGUUGUACCGGUGUCGUUUCUGAUUUUAUCCUGCGUUACAUUUCGGUGUCCUGUUUUAUGUUUCUGGUUUUUACUUCUGACCCGCCCAGACAGGUGUGCCAACUUGAAUAUAAUAUUGGGGAGGACAGCAGGUAAGCCCUGCUCCCCCUUAACCGAUCGCAAGGUGUGGCAUGCAUCCCCCCCCAAUUUGAAUGGCAAUACCCAGUAACUUUGGAAGGGCCUGGUACCCUCAAAUAUUUUAUGGGGUGCAAAGACCCCUCGGCCCCUAGAAGUUGGCUCCUAUGCGCCCAGAGGACUUUUGUCGUCAGGUGGUGGCUCAAUAUAGGAGUUAAAUAAAUUGGUGGUGCAGACAUUGUGCAGGGGAGAGAAUUAGGCUCUGUAGGUCUCAGCUGCUGACAUCAGCAAAGGGGAAAGCAGUUUGUGGGCUGCCUCCCCUUCUGCCUCUUAAAUAUUGCUGCAGUGCAUUUGCUCUCCCCUCCCUUAAACAGAUUGUAGGUACAGUCAAAGUUGCUCAGUAGAAGCCGUCUUUGCAUUCUGGCUUUCAGGGGUGGCUAAGAUCAACGUGAGGUUAGCGACCCUUCAGACACAAAUGGGCUGUUCUGCUCUUCCCCCUUAGGAGCAGAGGAAGAGGGGAAGGGGUCUCAGAGGGUCCUUGCCUGCCAGCUCCCUUAGGACGUCACGUUCAAACAGUUUUAUGGGGUGCGUGCAGGAGGUUUUUUAAAUUUUACCCGUUAGGAUUGUGCAAACCACACAGAGCCCUGUAAAAUGGGGUGUGGACCCCCUCGUCACUAUUUCGAAGACCUCCUUCCCUUAUUGUUCAUGCAAUCCAAAGCAGUGAAUAAAACAAAAGACCAACUUAUCAGUGAAGCCCUGGCACUUGGAAUGCUGUACUUAAGUCUAACAAUAAAUGAGUUUUCCUAA